Messenger RNA from Diorhabda sublineata, 1551 nucleotides. RefSeq names its product ephrin type-A receptor 4a-like. Gene Ontology annotation, molecular function: ATP binding; transmembrane receptor protein tyrosine kinase activity. The record is from RefSeq and is a predicted model, not a curated record. Gene Ontology annotation, cellular component: signaling receptor complex. The transcript has 8 exons. Bases 119 to 1402 code for a protein of 427 amino acids. Gene Ontology annotation, biological process: multicellular organism development; protein phosphorylation; cell surface receptor protein tyrosine kinase signaling pathway. Lineage: Eukaryota; Metazoa; Arthropoda; Insecta; Coleoptera; Chrysomelidae.
AAUGAAAAAGAAGAAUUGAAAUGCUAACUGUUAAAUUUUAUGGGAACUACGCUUUCAUAUAUUUAAGUAGUACUUAUUCUUUGUUUUUGGUUAUUUCAUUCGGUUUACAGUAAGAAGAAUGGGUCGUAGAAGAAAUCGAAGAUUUUUGAAAAAAACUAAAAGCUCAAUACCGACUAACCAAAUUGAAUCAAAUAUGUCUUUGGAGGAUUCUUCAUCAAAAUCACAAGUAUCAUUAGAUACUCAAGAUGAUAUGUGUGCGCUUGAACAAUCAGCAGCUGAUACGUCUAAAAAAAUUAACACUUCACCUUCAAAUAACACUGCAAUGUUGCUAAGUAACAAUAAUGACGCAAGUAAAGAAGAUUGUUGGGAUAUUUUGGAAAAAUUGAUUUCCAUUAUUAAGUGUGAUUCUGGAGAAAACAUGAUCAUUUCAAUUCUUCAAAAAAUUCUUGAUGCGAAAUUUGAGGAAAGGAACAUAUCGGGAUUGAUAUUAGACGUUCUAAAUAUAUUUGAUGAGGAUUGUUCAGCUAAAAUCUCUUACCUUGAAGAACAAUUUAAAGAUUUCCUACUACCAAACGAAUUUUUAAAUAUUGUUACCAGCAAAGAAAAUGUAAAAUAUCUUUCACAUAUAGCUAGUGGUGGAUUUGGAUAUAUAUUUAAGGGAAAACUUCACCAGAAAAAUGAAAUAGUUUUGGAUGUGGUCAUUAAGACGCCGAAAUCGCCAAUAAACAAAGAUCUUUUAAAAAAAGAAGCGAUUGUCAUGGCGACAUUACAUCACAAUAAUAUCGUUGGAAUUUUGGCAUUUGUGGAACGGCCAAUAACUAUUGUUAUGGAACAUUUUGAUAACGGAGAUUUGAAGAAUUUUUUAGCAAAUAACUCAGUCACCCAAUCACAACUUUAUAAUAUGAUGAUAGAUAUUUUAAAAGGGAUGGAAUAUCUUUCUGAAAAACUGUACAUUCACAGGGAUUUAGCUACAAGGAACAUUUUCGUUAAUGCCCAACUUGAAUGUAAGAUUGGAGAUUUAGGCAUAUCUUGUAAAAUAAACGAACCCAAUGGUUCUUAUAGGGAGGUGGGAAGACAUCUUGACAUGUACAGUAAUGCACCAGAAUCGGUACAUUUUAAUGUGUUUUCUAUAAAAUCGGAUGUUUGGGCGGUCGGAGUAUUAAUAUGGGAAAUGAUGUAUUUAAAAGACCAUUGUAUGAAAUUUAAGAAGUAUUAUCUCUAUCGUAUUUUGGAUGUGUUUAUGUAUACAUACCAUCUACCAUUCACUCCAUGUUGUCCGGAUAAAUUAUUGCAUUAUAUUAAUAAUCACAUUCUAAAUAUGGACCCUGAUGCACGACCAACUUUUACUGAUAUAAAAAAUUUUAUAUCAAUUAACUUCAUCAAUAGGGAAGAAUCAUCUUAAGUUUUCUAAAAAAUGGUGUUUUUUUUUCAACAAUUUUGCUAUAUUAAGUUUCGUAUUAUGUUGUUUACACCUUUCUUGUUUUAUUGAUUAUAAUAAGGGAUAUUACUUUUUUUUAAUGUUUUUUUAAACUCAAUAAAGACUUCUUGAAA